AUGAAAAUUUCCAUUGCCCCGUCACAUUUAUGCUUAUUUUCGAUCUAUGCUAUUAUAGCACACUUUGCGAGGACUACAACAACAAAAUCAAUAGAGUUAAGCGACUAUGCGCUCUGUAAACAGCAAGGUGACUCAGCGGACUGUAAUUUUGCCUGCUCUAACUUUGUGCCAGAUAGCAGAGGCAACUGCAUCUUUAACAAAUGCUACUGUACAGAGCAAACAGAAAUUGGAAAGUGUGAAGAAGAUGACCAUGAAUCCUGCGAUGCCUUAUGCCAAGACAUGUCACCAAGCUUUAUUGGUUUCUGUAUGGAUGAUCAGUGUAACUGUAUUACAUAA
Mycotypha africana is the source of this 336-nucleotide messenger RNA. RefSeq lists its product as uncharacterized. The record is from RefSeq and is a predicted model, not a curated record. The coding region runs from base 1 to 336 and encodes 111 amino acids. The transcript has a single exon. NCBI's taxonomy places the organism in Eukaryota, Fungi, Mucoromycota, Mucoromycetes, Mucorales, Mycotyphaceae.